GGGUUUAGGAGACUCACAAUUCUUCUAUAAUUCAUUGGGUACAUGUACAAACCAAAAGCUUGAAAGAGUUUGAACCUAGCCAAGCCGUUUUGCAUUGUAUUUGGCAGGCUUGCCUUGAGUACCCUGGUCUGUUUCUUUAGGUCCAUAAACAGCAAUAGUUUAUAGUUGCAAAGAUAUUUUCAUUCCAAACCUUAUCUUCAAGAUGGAAGACUCCACAUGGGAGCAGAAACUACACGCCCUAACCCACAUCCUAACCAGCCCCACAACGACACCAUCCCUCUAUUCGCAAUUCUUCAUCUCCACACAAAUUCCAUGCUACAUCCACUGGGAUUACCCACCUGUCUUCUGUACCAAUGGCACAAGAACCUUCCCUUCUCUCCAUCUAAGGUGGGUAUACUAUCUCUUUCUGAAAAGGGUAUCCAAAUUUGGGCUGCCUGAGACUUCUUGGAGGUCUAAAUGCCCAUACCAAGUGCCCCCACCCCUGAUUCUUGCAAAGGGACUAGAGGAAGCACAGUGGGGUGAUGAGCAAAGAAGAGAGUAUGUCAGGAAAAGGCUGAGAAGGAAAAGACUUGGUAGCAAUAUUCAUCCUUCUAUUCCUAUUUUAAUUCCCAAUCUCUUCUUGUUUUCACUUCUGCUCUGGAACCCAUUUCCUUAUCUGGAUUCUUAAAAGGAAAAGGAAAAAAGGAAAUAUUUCGAGGGUCUGUAACAUUUUCUUUUCGAACUGGUGGGUUUGUUACAUAUGUGUUCAAUUUCAUAUUAUGAUUUUGCAUUAUUAGUAAUUCUGGUAUGCUUUUAAUUUUGAAUUUUGAUAAAUCUUUUGUGGUUAAGUUUGGCUGGAAAAAAGGAAUGACAAAAAAUUAUGUGGCAUCUGUGGAUCAAGAAA
Molecule: messenger RNA, 883 nt
Organism: Ricinus communis (castor bean)
Lineage: Eukaryota; Viridiplantae; Streptophyta; Magnoliopsida; Malpighiales; Euphorbiaceae
Exons: 1
Coding region: 203-667 (154 amino acids)
Source: RefSeq, a predicted model, not a curated record